Molecule: messenger RNA, 369 nt
Organism: Aureococcus anophagefferens
Lineage: Eukaryota; Pelagophyceae; Pelagomonadales; Pelagomonadaceae
Exons: 1
Biological process (GO): proteolysis
Cellular component (GO): cytoplasm
Molecular function (GO): calcium-dependent cysteine-type endopeptidase activity
Source: RefSeq, a predicted model, not a curated record
AUGCUCACGUCGGACGUGCCGUGGGCCGUGUUCCGCGGCGACCCGCGCGCCGACGACAUCCGCCAGGGCGGCGUCGGCAACUGCUGGCUCGUCUGCGCGCUCAGCGUCCUCGCCGACGUCGCGCCGUGGACGCUGCGGGACGCCGUGCUCACGAAGGACUACAACCCCGCGGGCGCGUACCAGGUCCGGCUCUGCCUCGCGGGCGCGUGGCACACCGUGCUCGUCGACGACCUCUUCCCGACGAACGCGUUGGGCUGCCUCGCCUACCUCAAGGCCGCGCGCCGCGCGCUCUGGGCGCCGCUCGUCGAGAAGGCGGCCGCGAAGCUCCACGGAAGCUACGAGGUCCUCGCGGGCGGCACGUUCGCCGAG